This is a messenger RNA of Cooperia oncophora, 291 nucleotides long. The record is from the annotation of a GenBank genome assembly. NCBI's taxonomy places the organism in Eukaryota, Metazoa, Nematoda, Chromadorea, Rhabditida, Trichostrongylidae.
AUGCACUGGUUUCCUUUCAGAAUUUAUUCCAAACGUCGUUUUCCAGUUUCCCAUGUGAGAGUGCUCCGCUUUUCGAAUCCGUCUAACGACAACACUGGGAUUCGCAAUGUGAUCUAUACCGUGAACCACAUUCGCAUUUUCAAGCUGAAAAAGGAAAGACUCGAUCUGAAUGCAAUAAGGUGCCUUCAGAAGCCUUCACGUGUUCCUACUUUACCGCCAUUCGUACUCACGCCUUCCAACGGAGCAACGUGCGGCCUGUACCUACAAGUGGGCAAAGAGUACCUACUGUCA